AACAGCUAAUUUCUCUACAUCGAUGAAUUUACCUUCGAUGUUUCACUUUUUCACAUGUUAGAGUGUGUGAUAAUAGAUAAACAGCAGUCCAAGGAGUAAACAAGAUCGUCAGAUCGGUACAAUUGAGUGACCAAAGUUCAAAGUAUAAUCGCGUAGAAUACAAGUGGGGCGCCGCCGAAACGACACUUAUCUUACAUUCUCAUUGACGAAACCACCUGGUCUUCUCUUUCUCGUGGUAUUCUUGUAAUUAUUGGUCUUUGAAUUAAUAUCUUAGUAAUUUCUCACUUCAUUUAAUAAUGAUUUUACCAUUUGCAAUCAUAAGAAGAGGUAUGGCGACGUCUAGUUCUCUCAAUAAUGCAAUUAAGCAUAUUACUGUUGUCGGAGGUGGGCUCAUGGGCUCAGGGAUUGCUCAGGUUGCAGCUCAAGCAGGAAACCGAGUAACUCUGGUAGAUAUCAGUCCUGAUGUAUUGAAGAAAUCUCAGGAGAGUAUUCAGAAGAACUUAGGUCGCGUAGCCAAGAAAUUAUAUAAAGACAAUCCUGCUGAGGGUGAAAAGUUGGUAAAGACUGCAUUGGCCAGUAUAGAAGUUAGUACGGAUCUUCAAACCGCAGUAAAGAGUACAGAUCUUGUCAUAGAAGCAAUUGUGGAAAAUAUGGAAGCUAAGCACAAACUUUUCGCUAGCAUAGAUGAUGUUGCUCCUGCAUCUACGAUCUUUGCAAGCAAUACGUCUUCUUUGUCGAUUGGAGAAAUUGCUUCGGUUAGCAAUCGUAAGGACAGAUUUGGCGGUCUUCAUUUCUUCAAUCCUGUACCUGUUAUGAAAUUGCUUGAGGUCAUUCGUAUUCCGGAAACUUCAGAUGAAACAUAUAACACUCUAAUGGAAUGGGGUAAGGCUAUUGGGAAAACUUGUAUCACUUGUAAAGAUACUCCUGGAUUUGUGGUCAACAGACUUCUCGUUCCUUACAUCAGUGAAGCUGUACGCCUUUUAGAACGUGGAGAUGCAUCUGCACGAGACAUUGAUAUUGCAAUGAAGCUGGGAGCUGGAUAUCCAAUGGGUCCAAUAGAACUUGCGGACUAUGUUGGUCAUGACACUACCAAGGCUAUUCUUGAUGGUUGGCAUAAGAAAUUCCCAGACAAUCCAGUAUUCAAACCUACUGAAACCCUAAACAAGCUUGUAAAGGAAGGAAAAUUGGGUGUUAAAACGGGCGAAGGUUUCUAUAAGUACAAUAAGUAGUUGAUUACCAUCAAAGUUUGUCCACAUAUCGAUUAUAUACUUAUUUUUCUGACACCGGUAUUACCUGACUGUAAUGAAAUCGGCGUUUCGAACGGGCCAAUAAUUUUUUAUAGAUGUUUAUACUAUAUAGAUAAAUCAAUUUUACACGAGUUUUGAAAUCAUCGUAACGUAAACUUGAUAUUUUUCUAUUGUUGUUGAUUGAGAAUUUAUACGUAAAUCUAUUGGAAACAUCAUUGUAUAAUUCAAUAAAUCAGCUAUAAUUGUUGCUCAAACCAGAAAAUAUUUUUAACAACACUAACAGUGCUCCAAACUGGGCAAACGCAAAGUCUUUGUUGACCAUCACAUCACAUACAUCUUUCAAUCAUGACAAAUUUCAUAGAAGGUCCGUUUUUACUUGAACCUAAGACAGUCUAAACCAACCGCAAUGUGGUCACAAACAACAAUUAGGACUGUUUGGGGCUUAUGUGAAUUUGAUGUAUCCUUUAUCCGUGAAAUGGUCUGUGAAUUUUUAAAUAUCAAGAAACCUAACAUUUAUUGAAUUUAUCGAAGAUGCGGGUA
Messenger RNA from Diprion similis, 1787 nucleotides. Its product is annotated as hydroxyacyl-coenzyme A dehydrogenase, mitochondrial-like. Gene Ontology annotation, biological process: fatty acid beta-oxidation. The record is from RefSeq and is a predicted model, not a curated record. The transcript is spliced from 7 exons. NCBI's taxonomy places the organism in Eukaryota, Metazoa, Arthropoda, Insecta, Hymenoptera, Diprionidae. Gene Ontology annotation, molecular function: NAD+ binding; (3S)-3-hydroxyacyl-CoA dehydrogenase (NAD+) activity. The coding region runs from base 297 to 1229 and encodes 310 amino acids. Gene Ontology annotation, cellular component: mitochondrion.